Anastrepha obliqua is the source of this 5447-nucleotide messenger RNA. RefSeq names its product ATP-binding cassette sub-family C member 10. Gene Ontology annotation, cellular component: membrane. Gene Ontology annotation, biological process: transmembrane transport. Lineage: Eukaryota; Metazoa; Arthropoda; Insecta; Diptera; Tephritidae. The transcript has 15 exons. Bases 455 to 4942 code for a protein of 1495 amino acids. The record is from RefSeq and is a predicted model, not a curated record. Gene Ontology annotation, molecular function: ABC-type transporter activity; ATP binding; ATP hydrolysis activity.
ACCGCUGUUUGCGGGGAUUUUCAGGGUACUUUGAAAAUAAAUAUACGGCCUUUGUUUACUUUCAUUUAAGCAAUUCCUUCAUAAGACGAAGCAUUAGUCAUAUUCUUUCGGCAAAUCAAUCAAAAAGGUGCAAAAGAGUAGAUCCUAAGUAAGAUAGGGAAUGUAAUGUUGAAAAUUUUUGUUGAAUAUUAAAAAGUGUGGCACGAAGCCGUUCAAGAGCAUUGAAGCCUAUAUUAACAAAUUCUCAUUGGUUCGGCGAUUCAAGAAGUGUGAAAAUAAUACAGCAGAGUUGUGAAGAAAUCUUACAAAAAAAAAAAAAAAGGAAUUAUCAAAAUUAUUAAUGGCUGGAGAAUAACGGUUUGUACAAAAACAAUUACAAUUAAAAACAUAUUGCGGUUAACUACUAAAUAGAGCUAAAAACAUCUGCCGAUAUCGCGCAUAAUUUUUAGGCACAAUGGCUGACGUAGAUGUAAUUUUGUACUGGAAUUGGACAGAGUUUUGCUCAACUGGGUUGAAACCAUUCGCCGGUAACUCCAAUGAUUUACUACCAUGCUUUCAGGAGAUUGUGCUGCAAAUCCCAAUCUAUACCAUAUUUGCCGCUAUCUCUGCUUAUAAUUUUGGCUCCCAUACGCGCAGCGUGCUGCGUGAUGUGCUGCAAUUGCGUCUUCUUUAUCUGCGUGUCGGUGUCACAAUUGUGCUGGCGCAACUCCCCCUCUGGAAGAUAUUCGUUUUUCAUCACACGGGAGUCCAGCUGUAUCCGGUCGAUGUGUUAGUUGUGGCGGCAGAAGGUGUGAUGUGGACUGUGCAUGUGGGCUAUUUGUUAUCAACGCGUCGUUUUGGCAGACUCAGCCAUCGCGGUUCACUUUGCAUGAAUGUGUCAUGGUUGGCAGUUUUUGUGUUGGACGUAGUGUGGUUACGCACCAGCAUUAAUUAUGACUGGUGGUCUUGGAGUUUGGUAACUGUGAUUUUCGAUCUUCUCUAUGCUUUAACGUUAAUUCCAACUGGAAAUGCGGUUUUGGCUACUCCACGAUACCCUGCUGGCAGAGAAGAUGAGUCGCUGCUCGGUAACCGCUACACCUACUUUCAUUUUGAUCUAAAUGAAACACAUCUCGGUCAUGCACAAGACGAAGCCAGCUACAUGUCACGCUUCAUUUUUAGCUGGGUGAAUCCGUUAAUAUCGAAAGGUGUUGUUGGUGGUCUCAAAAAAAUUGAAGAUCUAUUUGAUCUACCUGAUGCAUUGAACAUUUCGCGUUUAAGUGAACGCCUACAAAUUUGUAUUUCACAAUCUAAAACUUUGUUUUGGGCAUUGCACAAGGGAUUUGGACGCGAGUUUUACUUAAUAGGCGUACUACGAUUUAUAGCCGAUACUGCUGGGUUUGCGGGGCCACUGCUACUGGGUGGCUUGCUGAAACAGCAAACUCAAAAUGAUGACACCGAAACGAACUGGGUCCCUUACCUUUACGCACUUGGGCUAUGCGCGACAUCCUGGUUAUCUGCCAUAUGUGGCACCCAUUUCAUGUGGCGUAUGUCCAUGAUUGGCAUGAAAAUGAGAAUAGCGCUUGUUAGUGCUAUUUAUCGCAAAUCUUUGGAAGCACGUGUAUUAAAGAGUUCACGCCCGGAAAUACUCAAUCUUAUGUCAACAGAUACUGAACGAAUAGUGAAUUCGUGCAUCAGCUUCCAUUCCUUCUGGAGCAUACCUUUCCAGCUUUUUACCACUCUCUACUUACUCUACACACAAUUGGGAGCCGCCUUCUUGGCUGGCCUAAUUUUUGGCAUAGUGCUCAUUCCAAUAAAUCGUUUGCUGGCGUUACGCAUUGGCCAAUAUUCGCGUGGUCUCAUGUCGGCUAAAGAUUUACGUUUGGCUGCGACCAGCGAAACUAUGAGCGGUGCAAAGCAGAUCAAAUUGCAUGCGUGGGAAGAAAUAUUUAUAGAGCGGAUUCGUGGUUACCGCAAGGAAGAAGUGAAUUUCUUAAAAAAACGCAAAUAUUUAGAUGCGCUGUGCGUUUACUUCUGGGCCACCACGCCAGUGUUGAUGUCGUUACUCACAUUCGGUGCAUCUGUGCUGUUGGGUAAUCCUUUAGUGGCAGCAUCUACAUAUACAAGUGUAGCACUUUUAAAUAUGCUAAUUGGACCGCUAAAUGCAUUUCCUUGGGUGCUUAAUGGACUAAUAGAGGCCUGGGUGUCAUUGAAGCGCCUACAGGAACUUGUGGAUCUGCCUAAUCUGGAUUUCUCUACGUACUACAAUCCAAUUAUUAAAUCUACCGGCUACGGUAGCUCAAUGAAAUUGGAUGAAAAGCCAAUAGUAUUAGAGAUGAAAGCGGCGUCUUUCGAAUAUGUGAAUGGCGCAAAUGAUGGAAAUGACGAAUGUCAGCAACAAAAAUUUCGUUUGGAAAAUGUCAAUUUAACGGUGAAAAAGGGCGAUUUGAUAUGUCUUGAAGGUCCUGUCGGUGGCGGUAAAAGCGCUUUAAUCGAUGCCAUAGUGUCUGGCAUCAAUUGCACAUCGGGCACCGUAUGUGUGCACGACCUUACUUCGGGCUUCGGAUAUGUGCCCCAAACGGCUUGGCUUCAACGCGGUUCUAUACGCGAUAACAUAAUUUGGGGUAAUGUUUUCGACGAGCAGUGGUACAAAGCAGUUUUAUAUGCAUGUGCGCUGAACGAAGACCUGGAAUUGCUUGGUGGCGAUUUAAUUGGUAUUGGCGAAAACGGACGUACUCUAUCGGGCGGACAGAGAGCUCGCGUAGCUUUGGCGCGCGCCGUUUACCAGGAUAAGAAAAUUUAUUUGCUCGACGACAUACUCGCCUCUUUGGAUGCGCACGUCUCGCUUCACAUUAUUAAGUACUGCAUACUUGGCUUGUUGGAGGAAAAGACACGCAUUGUGGUGACGCGCAGUGUCACCUUGUUCUACCACGCACAUCAGAUACUCCACAUCGAGGACGGCAAAGUAACAUCCUACAAUACUCAAAACAUGCCCGAAAGUCUUGAUAUAAAUUUCGAUUUGGAUAUAGUAGCCACCGACCACAUAUACGAUUACACACGUCGGUCCUCGAUAGAUUUGGAUGACCAAAAUUCGAUUGAUAAAAAGAGCGUUGACAGUAUUAUGCUCGAGGAAUCUCGCGAAUACGGCAAAAUCUCGUUAAAUGUGCUGUCUUGUUACUGGCGAGCCAUUGGCACUCCCUUGGCAAUCAGCACAUUAACUUUCGUAAUACUUAUGCAGCUAACACGCAAUUUGUCGGAUGCGUGGCUGGCCCACUGGGUGACUGACACAACGCUGGAUCCACAAAAUAAUGGCACAAACUUGGAGUAUGUUGACAAUGUGUCACCACAGUCUAGUAAUCACACUGAGCCGCCACACAACACCGGCUAUUAUCUGGGCAUCUUUGCAGCGCUGGCUGUGCUAAAUUCGCUUGCGACAAUUGCGCGCGCUUUCCUGUUCGCUUUUGCCGGCAUAAAAGCCGCCAUAUUCAUACACGAUAAAUUGCUGCGUAAGGUGUUGUUUGCAAAAUUCAAUUUUUUCGAUAUCACCUCCGUCGGCCGCAUACUAAACCGCUUUUCCUCGGACACUUACACAGUCGACGAUUCUCUGCCCUUCAUACUGAAUAUCCUCUUGGCGCAAUUAUUGGGUCUCGCAGGUGCACUUUGCAUAAGUUUGUACGCCAUGCCCUGGUUAGGUCUGAUAAUCAUACCGAUGGUUCCCAUAUAUCUUAAUCUACAAUACCGAUACCGUUAUGCAUCGCGCGACAUAAAACGACUUUCAAGCAAUGCACUCUCACCACUCUAUACCCAUUUCACCGAAACUCUACAAGGUCUAGUCACAAUUCGCACAAUGCGUGCAAGUGCGCGCUUUCAGCGCGAUUUCCAUGCCAAACUAGAGGAGAGUAUAAAGGCACAAUUGACCGCCGCUGCCGCCCAGCAGUGGCUCAGUCUACGCUUACAAUUCUUAGGUGUUUUUCUAGUAGCUGGCGCUGGUUUUCUUGCUGCCAUAACCUCAGCACAUGUCACAAAUCCGGGUCUAGUCGGUUUGGCCAUUUCGUAUGCACUCUCAAUAACCGGACUGUUGGGUGGACUACUGAGUGCUGUUGCUGAAACUGAGCAGGAGUUUGUUGCGGUUGAGCGCGUGAAUGAGUAUCUGAAUUUGGAGGGUGAAGACAACGCCGAAGGCACAUGUGAUCCGCCAUUUGGUUGGCCUAGUCAAGGUGCAUUGAAAUUCAAAAACGUUGAACUGCGUUAUCGCGAUAAUUUGCCGGCAGCGCUGCAUGACAUCAAUUUGCGCACAGAAGCGUUUGAGCGUGUGGGCAUUGUGGGACGCACCGGUGCGGGCAAAACGACGCUGGUGGCGGCAUUGAUGCGUGUAGCGCCACUGAGUCGUGGUGAGAUCACUUUGGAUUGUGUGAAUUUGAAAACGCUGUCGUUAAAAGUGCUGCGCGAGCGUUUGGGCAUUAUACCGCAAGACCCAUUUCUCUUUGAAGGCAACGUACGCGAAAACCUCGAUCCACGCCACAAUCACUAUGACUCCGAAAUUUGGCGUGCACUUGCCAGUUGCCAUGCAGCCACGCAGCUGGUACAAUCGCUGGGUGGUUUGGAUGGACGCAUCGAGAAGGGCGGCACCAAUUUGUCGGCUGGUCAGCGACAACUUAUGUGUCUAGCGCGUGGACUACUCAAAAAUGCCAAAGUGGUGUGCAUCGACGAGGGUACCUCCAAUCUGGACGACGAAUCGGCUAUAGCCAUACAGCAGGCACUACGAAACGCCUUCAAGAGCUCAACAGUGCUAUUCAUAGCGCACAGAUUGCGCGGUCUACAACUAAUGGAUCGCAUUAUUGUAAUCGAACAUGGUGAGAUCAAGGAGGAGGGAACACCGCCUGAAUUGGCCCGCGAUACACGGUCACUCUUCCAUGGUAUGCUCCAAGCGCAGCAAAUCAGUGUAGAGGAGUUUUGUGCGAAUUAGUGCGAUUGUUGUAAUACAUAUUGUAGUAAGAGUGAUAAAUAUAUGUACGCAUGACAAUUUUGAACACAAAAUAUUUUUAAAUAAUUAAAGAGUUUCUACGACACAAUAAUUAAAUAAUUAAACUGAAAUGUAAUUAUAGUUGACGUAGGUUAGAUAAGUGGAUAACUUAUAACUGCAUGUUCCUGGUUUUGAUGAGGAACGAAACCGGAGAACGUAUGUAUAGAGAGUAGAUAUGUAUGUAAAUAUAUAUAUAGGAUAUAUAAAUAUGUAUGAAAUAUUUAUGAUAUGCAACUGACGCGUACAGCCUUGAAUAAGUAUUGAACCGAUCUUCUUCUUCAAUUUGUGGCGUGCGUGAUGACUUAAAAUUACAAUUUAUUGUAUUUAAUAUUGUAAAAAACCCUUUAAUAACCAAUGAAUGGCAAAGAUCAUAGGUAUAUUGAACUCAAAUUUAUUAAGAAAGCCUACAUAAUUAUUUUAAAUUAUAUAUAAAAAAUUAUAUAUAUAC